AUGGCGUCUGAUAAUGAAGCAUCUUGUGUUUGUGACCCAAAUUUUGCAGUUAUUUGCUCAUUUUUAGAAAAAUUCGCUAAAUCAUGUGGAAUUACUUAUCCAAAUUUCUCGGAUCUUCAGGAAAUGCUGGAGAAUUCUCAAGAAGUUCCUCAGCCAUUGGUGGACCUUCAUGUGAAAUUACUGAGGAAGGCUCGAAAAUCUGUGUCUGGAGAACGGUGGGAACGAGCACUAAUAAAGUUUUGUCACUCUUAUUCAAACCAAGAUGGCUGGGAAGUUGAAAGAUUUGGUUAUAAGAAGGCUCGUCUUGCUGUGAAGCUACGAAUCUUAAAGAUGCUGCUGGAACUUCAGUUUGAUUUGAACAGCAAGUUCAAGACAGAAGUAAAUCGGCUGAGUGCUGAGGAACUACGGUCACAGCCUCUUGGUAGGGACAAAUUGGGGCAGUCUUAUUGGUGUCAACUUGAUGAAGAUUGUAAUCUCCGAGUUUACCGUGAGGACUUGGAUGAUGAAACAUGGGAGGUGGUUGCAAGAGACCGGGAAGGCUUGGUGCAGCUGAUUUCACAGUUAUCUUCCAAUGAUCCGUUUCGUAAUUAUCCUGAUGCAGUUCUCAAUGAGGAUAGCAACAGCCUAGAGAUUGAGAAACCUAUAACAGAUACUGGACAGGUAAUUGAAUCACCUAUUGCUGACGAAGAUGAAGACGGAGAAUUUGAAGAGAUUGAAGAAGAGGAGGAUGAGGAGGAGGAGGAAGAGAUGAACGAUUCUGACAAAGAUCGUCAAAAAGAGUUGAAAACAAAUUUGGGGCCUAAACCAUCAAAUUUUGAAACAAAGAAGGGCGAGAUCGUGAAAUCUUCAGAGAAGGAAACAAAGAAUGAUACAAAAAACAAUGAAAUUCUACUUAAUGAAACAAAUGCAGCUUCUGUUUGUAAUAGUGUGGAUGCUGUAUGUGGCAAGCAAAAGAGAGAGCAAAAAGGUCUAAAGUUAGCAGAUCAUGGAUUGAGUAGUGCUCCCUCGGAAGAAAGAAAGAAAGUUCAGGAUUCUGUAGAACUGGCAGACAGAAAUAAACAUGGUAUUUUUGUUAAGGCUGAAUCAAAUGAUCAGGGAUCUUCAGAACACUCUAACAAAGAUGUUGGAAUGGAUGUAUCAAAACAGGGUGAAUUAUUGGUUAGGGAUGCAAGUAAGGAAGCAGAAUCUGUUAUGUCAGAAGAUAGAAAGUUAUAUGUGGAAAUAAAGGAACCUGUAAAAAGCAAAGAGCAAGAAUCUUGGAACUUGAGUACAAAAAAGGAUAUACAUGUGUCUGAUUUCAAAGCAGCAGCAUCCACUGUUUCUUCUGAGAAAGAGAAAUUGCUGAGUAGAGAACCGAAGCAAGGAGAGGAAACCGUGGUACUUAGAAAUAAAGGGAAAAUUUUUUCAGGAAAUGCAGCAAAUGGUAUGAAUCCCUCAGUUGAAACCAGUAAGAAAGAUGGUGCAUUGGCAAAAUCUUUUCUUCAGUGUGUGUCAUUAAGGCCAGGUGAGAAGUCAGUUUCUCUAGAUAAAUAUAUAUAUUCUAACAAACUGUGUGAGACUAAGAGAGUAGUAGAUAAUAGGGAAAGUGAUGAAAAUUCUACUUUCAGAGCAUUGUAUUCUGUUCCUGUGGAAUGUAAAGGGGGCCAGGAGCUUAGAGAAAAAAUAUGUUUGCCUGUGAGAGACUCACAAGAUGAUAAGCCAUAUGGUCAAGGAACAGGAAAGGAAAUGGAGAAGCCUACAAUUAAACUAAAAGGACUGCUAGGGGGUGUAAGUGGAGACAUUGCUGACUGCAUAGAUUCAGGAAAGAAGGCUAUGUUGAUAGACUCAAGUGAAGAUGCAAAGGAUCAGGAGGGGGAAAGUACUAACCCAAGUCUGUCAGGAAUGAAUACCUUAAUUAGUGGAGGUGAAAAUAAAGGUUUGGAUUUAAGUGGCAGGAAGGGAUCUGGAAGCCAUCAGAAUGAAAACAAAAAGAAAGUGUUGCCGUCAAACUUUCAGCUUAACGAUCAAGAUGAAGUCUGCGAUUUGAGUACUACAAAAUCGACAGAUAAUUAUGCAGUGCAAAGAGAAUCAAUGAGGCAUUCCAUACAUUUCUUGGAUAGGAACACAGAUAGAGGAAGCCAAAGCGAAGCAACUGAUCUUAGUACAAAGAAAUCAAGUGCAACCUAUAUUGACUAUUGUAAAGGAAAGAGACUGGAAAAUAUGUCAAAAAUUGAAAGAAGCUCCGCUGUAAGCAUGGGGUCUGAUGGAUAUGUGACUGACAUUAAAGAUAUUUUGAGAUCCAAAGAAACUACUAAAAGUGGGGGAAUAAAGAGAGAUUUAAAUGAUACAGAAGACUUAUCAUUAGCAAAGAAGCUACGGUCUGAAGAUGUAGUAAACACAAGUAGAGGUGCAGUAGAAAUAGGAGAAGUUGUGGAGGAACCAUUGAUGUUAAUUCGAGGAGAUGGUUCAGGGAAAGACUGUAAAAUGUCUAAUCCAGAAAGCAGAAAGUAUGAUAUAAAUGAUGGAGAGGUGGGAGAGGCUAUAGAAGAACCAUUGCUGUUUGUCUAUGGGGAAGGAUCAGGUAAAGACUGUGGUACAGGCAACCAAGGGAAAGAUGCACAAAAAGGUGAAAAGGACGGGAGCAGAAGUAGCCAGGAAGCAAAUGGAGGAGAUAGUUCUUCACUUGAUAGUAAAGUGAAGAAUUUUUGUGUAAGUGAAUGUACUAACAGAAAACAUGAAGAUUUAUCAACUAAAGAACAAAAAACAGUAGGUACCAAAGCUAGGGUGGCAGAUGUAAUAGAGUGUGGUGAGAGAAAAGAGGAUUCAAAAGAGGGAGAUGAUGAUAAAGAGUUGGUAAUGAAAACCUCUUCUUAUAGUCAUGUAAUGUUUAAUGUUCCUCAUGGGAUUACGAAGGUAGUUCCUACAGAUUCUGCUUCAAGUGAGCUAAAAAACAAAGCAUUUGCUGUAAAGUCUGAUUCACUUCUAGAAAUGCCAAGAGAUAACACAUUUAUGACCAUAUCAGCCUUAAACCCACAUGUUGAAAGGGAGGAUAGUGAUGCAGCAAACAAAGAGUGCCUAAAGGAUAUCUCUUCUGAAACAAAGGCAGAUGAUGCUGUUUCCUGUACACAAACGGAUAUAGAUGGUACUUCCAUUGAUAAAUUAUCAGAUAGUCAUACGAGACUGAGUAAAGAGAGAACUCCUACAUGUCAUGAAGACUUUCAAGACUCUAAAAGGAAGGAGUUUGGAAACAUAGUUAAAGAGGCUCCAGAUAUGAAUUCUUCUAAUAGUGAGGACAGGAAGGAAAUUCAGAUGGAUAUUCAAGAUAAGGGAAUGAAAGACUCAAAUAAUACAAAAUUAAAACAGUUCCAUCCAUCAGCAUUUUCUCAGAAUGAUAUAAAAUACAGUGAAAGUAAUUGUUCCUAUUUAACAAUUAGUGAUUCAAAAAACGUUGCACUUUCAAAUAGCUUGUCAUCAGAUGUUAGUGGAACAGUGUGUAGGAAAGUACCAAAAAGCAAAGAAAAUGAAGGCAUGGAUACUGAAGCAUCAAGCAGGGACUGUCAGUCAAACUUGAUGUUAAGUAGAAAACUUGAUGUAGUUGUUUCAGUGUCUUCAAGUGGGACUUCAGAGUUUGCAGUAUGUGGAAGGGAUAGUGGUGCUUCAGUAAUACAAACUGAACCAAGUAUGCAGAGUGAAGAUAAUGUGUAUAGGGAAGUAGUCAAUGAUGAUCAUGUAAAGCACGUUAAAAUUCCAUCAAAGGAAUUGGAUGGUAAACAGGAGCAUAUAACAACAAAUAAACCUGAAAUGGAAACAGAAACAGUUAGACAAGGGAAGGGUCCUGAUCAAUUAUUUGUAUUGCCACUUAAAUCACAGAACCAGUGUGAGAAGUCUUCCACUUUAGGACAGUCUGUGAUGAAUACUUCUCAGCAGAUGUCUCUUCAGAGAGCAGAAAACAUGGGAGAGUUACUGAACAUCAGUGAUAAAGUAGUUAACCCAAAGGUGACUGACGCAAUGCAGUGUGAUUCACUCCAAGCAGCUGAAAGUUUUACAAAACCCUGUGAGUUGUCCAUGUCUCUUGGUAGAACAGACUCACGGAAACUAGUAGAUGCAUCAGCUGUUCCUCCGUUAUUAGAGAAGAAGCCAGAAUGUACGAAAACAAAAGAACAGUCACAUGUCAGUGAUCCAGGUUCUGCAGUAAUUAUAUCAGAUACAGUUACUUUGAAACAAGGCAUAAGCACUGAGUCUGACAGGAAAAAGUCAGAACUUAGCAGGUGCAGUGAAGCACCCUUGCCCGUUACUAAAAGGUUUCUUCAGCAUACAGCGAACAUCACAACAUCUUGUGAUAGUUCUAAAUCAUUGUCUCCAGAUUCUGCAAAGUCAGAGGUACCUGUAAAAGUUUCUCCUGCGAAAGCACCACCAAAACUUUGGAGCAUAGAAACAAUAUGUGCUCCUGAUCAAAAACCAAAAGAGUCAAUAUGCAAUCCUCAAGGUGAAGUUUUAGGUAAUUCAGGUAGUUCAGCUUUGAAAGCUGCUGAUGUAGGGCCAUUGAAGAAACCAGAAUUGUCAGGUCAUACUGAAAUACCUGAAGCUUUCAAGUCUGCUGAUGUAGGUUUAUCCAAGAAACCAGAAUUGUCGGGUCAUACUACAAAACCCAAAUGGUCUCUUGGUGUUCAAGUUAUACAAAAGUCUACAAGUGAUGGUAGUAGUUGUAAGAGGGCAUCAAGGUGGGAUGUUGGCAAACCUAGUGAUACCAAGGCAGUAGCAAGUGACGGAAAAAGUUGUAAUGAAAAUGAGUCACAGAAUUUGGGAGAAACAUGUGCAGUGGCAAAGAGAGACAGCCCUAAGGAUACUGUUAUUAAUCCAACAAAAAUUUUGAAGCCCAGUGUUCCUAACAUAGAUUCCUGUUUUGUUGAAAAAUAUUCAAAUGAUGAAUUAAGUAGAACAAAGGAUAAUAAUGUUAUACAUGACAAAAAACAAGAACAGGUUGGUUUUUCAUCUGAAAGCAACUUUCCAGUAAGCUCCUCAAAUAUUGUGACUGGCUCAGAAUUUGAGGAGAAAGUAGUCUGUGAAAAGGAACUCACUCAAGGCAGCUGCAACAUGGGAAAUGAGAGUAGUAAUCCUGUAGAAAAAUCACCUGACACACACAUUAGAAGCCUACUUUCUUCCAGAAAGGGCCUAGACUCAAAGCUUGAUGUUGAAUCUUCUGUAAUGUUUGAUAAACAUGUGAAUGUAGAACAUAAUGCCUGCAAUGAAAAAGAUCUGAAAGUGGAUGCUGUAUUAUCUGAUAAACUAAUGAAGUCUGAGCUUUCUCUUUAUGCUCAAAAUGUUGAAGUGCAGUCCAGUAUAUCACUCCAACGAUCAGGUAAUGAUAAAACUGCAGUUGCUGAAACUGUUUCGACUGAUAUUUCCCAGAGGCAGUUGCCAGUUGUAGGAGAUGAGUCUGUUGACUACAGUUCACAAAAAUUAGAUAUGUCUGAAAAGAGUGAUACUGGUGCUGAAUUUUUUUCAAACCAGAGUAUUGUUGAAAGAGAGAAAAAACCUGUACAGCGAUUCUUUUUUGGUCCUGGAUGCUUGCAGUUUUCAGACAAGAAAAUUGAAUCAUCAGCAGAUAAGGCUGUAGUAUCCCUGAUGGCUGAUGAUAAAUCUUCCAUAAGGGUUGGAGAAAAUACUGUUAACAGAAUUACCGAGAAAGCUGUUAAUCUUGCAGAAUCUCUUGAAGUUAAUGUGGAGAGGAAAGUGGUUGAAGGCAGUAGCAACAUACCUGUUUUGAAAGAAAAGGAUAUAAGUACAAAGAAACUGGAUGGGAAACCAGUGGAUGCACCUUCUGAAAGGAACAUUGGAAAAGUUAUUGAUUUUUUAACUAAGAAAACUGUUGGAAAGACUAUGGACAAAUUGAGCGACAAAAUUUUAGAAAAAUCUGUGGAUAUUACCACAGACAAAUUUGUUAAAAAUCCAGUGGAUGUUACUACAGAAAAAAGUAUUAUCACAGUUACUGAUAUUCCAACAGAAAAGUCUGCCAGAAAAGCUGAAAUUUUACCUUUGGAAAAAAUUACUGGUAAACCUGUGGAUAACAUUAAUGCUAGUAAAGCAGUGGAUGAAACUGCUGACAGAACUUUUCAACAGACAAAGCAUAUUACAACUGAAAAAACUAUUGGAAAAGUUCUAAACACUACAGAUGAAACUAUUGACAAAUCUCAUGUUAUCUCAGCAGACAAAACUAAUGCAGAAAGUUCUGUUAAUGAAACUGUUGGAAAGGCAGGUAGUAUUAGCUUCGACAAAACUCGUGAAAAAUCUAUGGUUGUGUCAGCAGAUACAAGUGUUGGAAAAGGUAUUAUUGUGACUGAUAAAACUAUUGAUUUUCCUGUGAACAGAGCUGCAGGAAAUGUGGAUAUUUUAGUAAAUAAAAUGGUUACUACUUGUAAAGAAAAAGGUGCAGAUAAUGUUAUUGUGAGCAAAAGUGUUGGAGAGUUCACUGACAAAAUUGAUAGUGAACCAACAGCUAGUUCGAGUGACCAUAUGGUAGAUAAGACUGCAGGUAUUACCACAAACAAAAUCAGUGAACCCAUAGCCGACACCAAAAAACAUAAACCAGUUUUGCAGAAUUCUUCAGUAGAUCAGAAUUUUAAAAACGAUCUGGAUAUGGGAGUAUACAGAGAAUCUGUGGAUGUUGGUUCCGACAAAACUGGUGGAAGCUUGUGCAUUAAUGAAGAUAAACGUGUUAAGAAUAAUAUGGAUAUUAGUGCAGAGAGAGCUGUUGCUGAAGAUGCAGACAAAACUGUGAAGCAGUCUGUGGAGAUUGGUGCAAAUAAGGCUGUUGAGAAACUUGUGGUUGUUGGUGCAGACAAAGUUGUUGAAAAAGAUGAAGAUGUCUGUACAGACAAAAAUGUAGAAAAAGGUUUAAUUUCAGAUAAACUUUCUGAAAAAUCUUUUGAUAUUGAUGCAGUAAAAAAUGUUGAAAAAUCUUCAGGCGAAGCUGUAGAAAAACGUGUGGAUAUUGGUUCAGACAGAAUUGAUGCAAAACCUGUUAAUGUUAGUAGAGACAAAUCUGUUGGAAAAGCCAUUAUUGGCACUGUAGCCAAAACACAUGGUAAACCCAUGGACAUUACUGCAAAUAAAUCUUUGCAGCUUACGACUGACAAACCUAUUGCUCAUUCAGCCGAUUACACUACUCUCCACUCUGCAGAUAUUAGUAGAAAUAAAACUGUUGGGGAAACUAUCAAAGCAACUAAUAGUUCUACCGAAGAUGUUGAAAAAACUGUAGGUAAGGGUAUCAAAACAAGUAGCAAAAUUGGUAGUGCAAUUAUUGAAGCCACUAAUAAAACUGAUGGCAAAUCUGUUGAAAGCUCUGAGAAACCUGGGAACAAAGACAUUCAAGUAGCUGAUAAUUUGAUUGGUAAAAACACUGAAGAAAAUGGGAGACCUGUUGACAAAGCAGUUGAAACGUCAGUAAUAGCUCUGAGUAAAACAGUGGAAAUGGGUCAGAAAAGUAUUGACAGAGUAACAGAUAUGACUGAAAAGACUUCUGGGAAAGCUGCUGAUGAACAGGUUUAUAUAUCAAAUGACACCAUUGACACUUCCUUUCAUGUUGGUAUGGACGCAUUUUCAAAUAAGACUGAAGGUCCUUUGUCACUUAUGAAGGGUGAAAGCUCUGUCAAGAAAACUAUGGCUGUUUGUGCUGAUACAACUGCAAAGGAGUGUUUGGAUGUCACCAAGUGUGAUGUAAAAUGUGUGAAUGUUACUUCUGAAAAGAACGUUGGGAAAAAUAUGGAUGACUCUGACAAAGCAGUUUGGAGAGGUAACAGUGAAACUCAUAAUAAAAGUACCACAAAAUCUGUGGAUCUGACUGCAAACAAAUCCAUUGGAAAAGGUAUAAAUGUGGCCUCUGACAAGUCCUUAGAAAAAGCUUUGGAUGCUACUAAUGAUAAAUCUAAGGGGAAAGAUGAUGAUGUUUCUGAUAAAGCUGUUGUAAAAAUAACAGAUGUAACAAAUGAUAAAGUUGCUGGAAAAUCUCCAUUGACCAGUGAUGAAAAAAGUUCACAAGAUAUGGAUAUCAUCACUGCUGAGGCCUGUGGGAGAAACAGAGAUGAUACUACUGACAAACUAUGUAAGACUAAUGUGGGUGCAGUCUCAGACAAAUCCUUUGGAAAUGUAUCGGAUGCGGCUGACAGAAUUUGUGGAAAUACUGCCAUUGACAUUAGUAUCACAAAAACUGCAGAUGAAGCUGUUACUUUGGAUAAGACUGUUCGUAAAGCUUCAGACAUCACAAACGCAACAGGGAAGGUAACAGAUGUUGCUUCUGGUAAAGAUGCUGGAAAGUGUGCGGAUAUUGCCGUUGCCAAAGAAGGCAGCAAAUCUGAUACUGCUGAGAAAGUGGCAAAUGUUUGCGUUGAAAAGGUUAAUGCCAAAGGUUCAAGUGGUAGCGCUGAUGCACCACCACGCAAGAAAGCAUUUGAAGAGGUUCCAAUUGAGAAACAAAUCAUGAAGUCAGUAGAAGAAAAUUUAAAAAAUGAGGCGCCGGCUUCUCUUGGCCUGAAACCAUUAUUAAUGCAAGGUAGGGGAAGCUCAAGUAGUGUUUCUGGUAAGCUCCUUUCUCAAGGAUUGAUUGGAUCUGGGAGGGGUCGAAGGAAGUCUGUGGAGAAUAUCACAAUGGGUAUCAUGAUGAGCAAACUUGCUGGGAAAAGUGGACUGGAUUGCCAGACAAAGUUCCCAGGGCCACUGUCAUCUGAUAGUAAGGUACUUGAUAGAAUUACGUGUACUCCAACAGUAGACAUUCAGCAUUCUGAAAAGCAUACAGAGAAAGUAGAGGAGUCCACGGUUGUCCUAGAAAAGCCCAAGCCUGUAGCUGAACCACCAGCGAAGUCAGAAGCUGCUCCCAAAGUGCGAACUGGUUUUAUUACCUUAACACCAAUAGAAAAGUUACUGGAAAAACCACCUGCCAAAUUUCAGGAUACAGGAGUGAAAGGAUCACCACUGCCAUUGUCAGAUUCACCAGAAAGACCCUUUUUGUAUCCAAUUAGUGAGUCACCCACAGAAAAGUUGGUAGGUACAGCAGUGAAGAAAAAUGUACCAGGAUUCAGCAUGACACCAAUUCUGAAACAUUCAUUAGAACAUAAGCUGCCAUCUCAUUCUGGAGUUGUACAAACAAUAAAAAAAUCUGAUAGUUCAUAUGUUGUGUUUGUUCCGGACACACAAACAGUGAGAUCAAGUAUAGGGAAGGCUGAAGGGAAAAGAUUAACGAAUCAGAACGAAACUGUUAUUCAGGAAAGUAGACAGACAGGUAACAAACUAAGUGGGAUGGAGGACAAGUCUGAUAGCAAAGUCGAGUCACAGGAAGAAGGUCCUCAUCCUCUAAUCCAGUCCAGUGAAAAAUUACCACAAACUGUUUGUACGCCUGUAAGUGUAAUAGAAGUAUCAUCCUUACAAGUGAGCUCUUCAAAAGUUGAAAAAAAAGUGGAAGAUGUUACCCUGGGAACCAAAGAUUUGAACACAGUAUCUAGCAAAGUUUCUGAAGUUGAACAAUGUAAGCCAUUCCCAGACAAAGAAAAGGAAACAAACUCUGGAAGUACAGAUGUUCACAAAGCAGUUUCAGAAGAAAAGAAUAUUGAUGGCAGAGUGAUAACCUCUUCUACACACAAAUCUCCUGCAGGUAUUCGAGGUAAAGGUGACAAGGUAAAGGGCAGCAUUGUGUCAAAAGUUUUACCAAAGUCCAGUGACAGAACAAAAACGGAUGACUGUUUGCCAGAAGGAAGGUCAGGAGUUGCUGAAGUUACUCCUGUGCUCAAGGAUAUUGAAAGUGAAACAUUAGAAUUACCAAUUAAAAAAGCACCAGAAGACACUAAAGACACAAAGCCAGAGGUUAGUUUGAAGCGAGUUAUGAAGAAAGAUUCUUCCAAAACAGUUAGUGUAAGAUCACCUAUGUCUGGAAAGUUGAAGGGAGAAAAUAGGAAGGAAGGUAAAACCAUAUCUCCCAAAUCAGAGGAUAUAAGUAUAGUAAAAGAAGUUAUGCCAAAGAAGGAAAUAGAAAUUAAUUCUAGACUUAGAAUACAGGAUCUCACGUUUGAUUAUGCACCACCAAAGAGUGAAGAGAAAGAAAUUCUUUGUGUGAAAACCAGAAUACAAACUCGGCAGCAUGGAAAAUUACCUGCAAAAUUACCUUCUUCAGAAAAACCUAAGAAAGGAAACAAGACUUCAAAAUCAGCUUCCAUGGCUUCAUUGAAAGUGGAUUCCUCAAAACAAGAGGAGGAUGUAAUAUAUAUUGCAGAAAAAGAUCCCUUGGCAGGAGCAGAUGAUGGUUUUCCUGUCACAAGAUCCAGGAGGACGAGGUCAAGCACGGCUUUGUUGACUCCAGUUGACAUUAAGAAAUCACAGCCACCAUCCAAGAAAGGGAGUAAAGCUGAAGUACCCAUUGAGAAAUCAGUCCAAAAAGGAAAACUGAUUGGUCAGAAACGUAGGAAUAGCCGCAGACUAGAUUCCCAAUCUGACGAGGGAGAGGUUGUUACCGAUGGACGAAGAAAGCGAAGUUUGGCAAUGGUAGAAACAGAUGAAGAUGCUGGUGGCAAAAGGCGAAAGCUCAGAAGCAGGCGCACUCCUGAUGUGCAGUUGCGACGCAGUAUUGAGGAACAGAAACGUCUGGAAGGCGGAUACAGUAGUAGUGAUGAUGAUCAUGGUGAUGAUAUGACGGUAGAUUUGGAAGGAGAAUCUACAGAUGAAUCACAGCCAACAUCAGCAGCCGAAGAGGUUAUACCUCGUGGUAGGGGAAGACCCCAGGGCCGUGCAUGUGGAAGAGGCAGGGGGCGUGGUAGAGGCAGAGGAGGUGUUGUCUCAUUGACUGCUACUGACAGCCCUGCUGUUAGCAGUGAUGCCCCUUCUGACACGAGUCGCACAGAGCCAGCUGUCAUUUCUGAAGUAUCUGCCACGCCAAAAUCUUCUCCAAGGAAAACCCGCCGAUUGCUUGGAUUGGACGUGGGAGUUGACAUCAUCUUGGAAGAGACAAGCAAGGAAGGUGGUGCUGGUCCUAGUUCUGGGAUGCCUGUACGUCAGUCCCGUCGUAUUGCACAAAUCAAAAUAAAGGAAGAGGCAGAAAGGAGAAAAUUAGAGGAAUUGACUCUUCUUGAAUUGAAGGAACAGCAACGCAGGCGUAAACGCGAUGAGAAACACGAGACCAAGGAAUCUAAGUCAGAUAAACGGAAGAGGAAGAAGAAAACUGUUGAAAGUGAUGAAGACUACACUGCAGAAGAUGAAGUGGAAGAGCCAGCCACUUCAAAGAAAAAGAAAAAGAAGAAGAAGAAGCGGAAGAAGAAGUCUGGAAAAGGUUUUAGUGAUAAUCCCUGGCAGUCAACAUCUGGCUCUUCAAGUUCAUCGUUGGAAGAAGAGGAUGAACAGGAGCAGACGGAGGAGGAAGACGAGAGUAACAUAGUGUUCAAAUCAGACCACGAAUUCUCUCCGGAAUCUGAUUUAGAAAAUGAAGAUGUUGAAGUACAGCCCACACGCAGGGCUAGAACUGCACAGAAAGAGUCUGAUGGAGAGGAGCCAGCAGAUGAUCAUGCCUGCCAGAAGUGUGGUAAGAGCGACCAUCCUGAGUGGAUUCUGCUUUGUGACAAAUGUGAUUCAGGUUGGCAUGGAUCAUGUCUGCGCCCAGCAUUACUUGUCAUUCCAGAGGGGGACUGGUUCUGUCCACCCUGUGAACAUACGUUCCUGUUAACAAAUCUGCAGAAUAACUUGAAAGAAUUUGAUCGAGCUUUGAAGCGUCGUGAGAAUGAAGAGUUACGACGCAAAAGGCUUGCAUAUGUGGGCAUAAGCUUGGAUAAUGUACUUCCAAAUAAGGAAAAGGAUGCUGGAGCAAGUGGUGGUGAAUCAGAUCAUGCCUCAAAAGCUGGGAAAUUAUCAUCGUCAUCAUCAUCAUCUAGUUCGGAUUCAGGAUCCUCUUCAGGUGAUGAAUCUGAACCAUUAUAUCACUUGAGGGAAAGACGUCAGACCCUAUUCAGUUAUCGCUUCAAUGAAUAUGAUGAUCUUAUCAAUUCAGCCAUUCAGGAUGAGCUUGAAGCUGUAAAAGGAGCUGGAAAUCAAGGCAGAGGCAAAGAUAUUGCUACUAUUGUGAAUGCAGAGAAGGAAGAGUUGGCAGCUGCUGGUGUGGGAUUGGAGGAAGUGGAAAAGGAUAGUCAGAAUGCCAAACAAGAUGGAAAAUUGACAGAGCUAGAGGAUGAACAGGAAGAAGCAGUGGAAGCUGAGGAAGAGGAGGAAGAUGGCUAUAUUCCACCAGUGAGGAAGUUUCUGGGUAGGAAGAAACAUAGACGUCUUAACAGUCUCGAUAUUAGCAGUGAGGAUGACGCUGACUCUGAUGAAGACUUCAAGGGAACCAGCUCAGAGGAUGAAGAUGAAGAGGAAGAGGAAGAAGAACUGGAAUUAGAUGAGAGUGAAGAUUCCGAUGUGGUAGGCAGAAAUCGUAGGGGAGGCUCAGGUCGGCGCCGGAGGAAUGCAGAACCAGUUCGCCGUUCAACACGAGCUCGUAUUACUCGCUUUGAUAAAGAAUUUAUUAAUGAUGACAGUGAUGAAAGUAUAGAGCCACGCCGCAAAAAGACUCGCCGAUUGUGGCAGGACUCGGAUAGUGAAGAAAGUGAUUCAACAUGGGGACAGAAGAAAAGGCGAAAACAUCACUUGGACAGUCACAAACCUAAGUCAAAGAAGAAGAAGAGAAAGAAGCAUAUGAAAGAUUUGGACGAUGAAUACAAUAAGAAUAAACCUAAGACUCCAAGGAUAAAAUAUGGAGGCUUGGAUGAUGAUGAAACCUCUCCUUUGCCUCGAACACGUGGUAGAAAGAUCAACUAUCAGGAGGUAGCUGGAUCAGAGAGUGAAGAGGAAUUGAUGAAGGCUGUGACUAAGCAGCUAGAAAGUGAGGAAGAGUAUGUGGCAAGUGAAGAAGAACAGAUGAUGUUGGAAGAGGAAGAGGAUGAACCAGAAGGUGAAGAAGAAGUGGAGGGAGAUGCAGAAGCAGAAGUCAAAUCUGAACAUAAGCCUGAACCUGAACCUGAGGAGAAAGCAGAAGCUAAAGUUGAGGCUGAAAAUCGAGAAGAAGGAUCACAGGUAGAAGAAGAGCCAAGGAGAAAGGAACCAGCUAUUCAGUCAGUUGAGGAAGAGCCUCCAUUGAAAGUGGGAAGGAAGAAGAAAGAAAAAUCUGAAAAGAAGCCGCGAGCUGUGAAGAAGAGGAGAUCUCCAAACAAACCUAAAACUGAGAAGAAAAACAAAACUGAAAGGAAACCAAGGAAGGCCAAGCCAACACGAAUGAAGAAGCAGAUCAUCCGGGAUGAUACUGAGGAUGAGCUGGAGGAGUUUGGUGAAGAGUUCGAAAAUUUGGAAGAAGGUGAAGUAAGGCUCGGAACUGUGUUGGCUGAAAGGGAAGAGCUAAUGGAUGAAGAGCUUUUGGAAGAGGAGUUGGUAGAUGAAGAAAAAGAAAUGGAUGAAAUGCUGGAAGAAGAAUUACUUGAGAAAGAGAUGUUAGAAGAGGAAGAUGAUGAUGAAUUCCUUGCUGUGAAAGAAGCUGAAUUGGCCCUUCAGCAGGCAGAAUUAACCAAGGCUAAAGAGAAACGGAGACAGAAAAGAGAAGCUAAGAAGCUUGAGAAGAAGGAACAAAAGAAGCGGGGUAGGAAGGCCAAGAAAUUGGAUGAAGUUGAAUCUGUACAGCCUAUUUUGAUAAGUACACUUGCAGACAAAAAACACCCUGUUCAGAAGAGUGCAGAAAUUGAGUCAGAACUUUCAAAGAAUGUAGAGCCACUGCCAGUAGUUCCACCUAUCAUUUUGCCGGUGGUCUGUACAUCAUCACCUGCCCCAGUAGUGUCAACACCAACACCAGCAAAAAGGAGGGGGAGAGGUCGUGGGAAAGCAACACUUGCUGCAGCAGCUGCUGCUGCUGCUGCUGCAAGUGCUGACACCACAACCACAGGUGUUGCUUUAGCAGGAAAACUCCCUGCUAAUGGUCAGAUGGGGUCAACACCUCUGAGUGGUAUGGCAUCAUCUUGUUUCCCAGGUCCAAACCAACAGCCACAGCAACUGCCCUUCUGUACACAGCCCCCACAUUCAAGCAGUAGUGUCAUAACACGAAUGUUGCAGUCACAACCUGUUUCAGGUGGACCACAGAGUUUCACAGCUGCAGCCACAGCCAUGGGACACAAGUACUUUGGUGGUCCAGGUAAUGAUCAGUUACCAUUGGUAGGCCCAGGUUCGGGUAAUUCAGGAUCUGGACUAGGUGUGGGAACUGGUCCUUCAGGUCGGGGCGCUGUAAGUACAGCACAAUCAUACUCAAUUCCAGCUCGUGGCCGUAUUCCAUCGCCCUACCGACAACCUCCUCCUCUCACUAGCUCUCCCUCUGGCAGUCCAGGAAUAUGUUUACCACAUUAUGCCAGCCCAAGAGGGUCUCCCAUCCGCCCACCACCAGGUUCUAUUCAGCAGACAGCCAUGUCACCAUUACGGAUGAGAACUUCAGGCCCUGGAUCUCAAGGACCACAAUUGUACCAUACAUCACACCAUCCUUUAGACCCAUCACCUUCCGGUGGAGGUCCAAUUGCAAUUGCACCUAACAAUGGUGUUCGGCCUGGGGGAGAAGGUUCUCCUCUACACCAACCACCAACUCAGAUUCCUCCAUCAGCUGGAAGCCCACUGGCUGGAAAGCCUGGACCAUCGCCAACUUCCCACAGCACCCCACCACCCCCACCUUAUACACGAGUAGUUCCUCCUCCUAUGCAUCAACAAGUACCUCCACCUCUUAUUAGAUUUCCUCUUCAAUCUGCCGAUGGAAAUCCCCAGGGCCGACACCCUCAGUCACAGUUCCCACCCUCGACAACAGCAGGAAAUCAUCUGCAGCAAGCUCAACAUUCCCCCCCUCCACAUCAGGGCAGGAGUCCUGCUCCUGGUAAUUUCUCUCCAUACCACCCGCCUCCACCACCCAAUUACCAUUAUGGUGCAUAUCCACCUCCUCCACCUCUAGCUGCCGCAGAUGAUGCCCUCCCUCCCUCAGCAUACCAGGGUUCGCCUUACCCAGACCACUAUGCUUCUCCAGAUGCCUCUCACAGUUUGCAAGCAUCAGAUGGCAGCAACAGUAAAUCUUACGAUGAGGAAGGUGGUGGUGAAUUUGGUGGCCUCGUGUCAUACUUCUCCAGCCAACGAGAGGAUGACCUUGACACGUAGCAAGGUGAGGCAGUGUGAUUGCUUUCAGUGAUGAAUUUGCUGGGACAGAUGAUUGUGACAUUGAACAGGUUGUUCAUAUGUUCUUUAAUUCCUUGAAACUUUUCCUUCUUAGUGAGUGUGUCAUGAAUAUUUUGAAAGUGCAACUAAACAUCACAUGUUUAUUCAAACAAUAUAAACUUUAUCAGAGAUGUAGGAAGUGCGAAAGAAGGUAGUUUAAUGACUUCAACUGAACUGUGUUUUAUACGGAUGAACUAUUUGUCAGUUUGUGAAAAGUUUUAGUUGUGUGAAAUGUAAAUAGGUGUAAAUAACAGUGGAUUAAAUGUACUAUAUGAUGUUAUACAGUAACAUAUAUUUAAAAGAGUUUCAGCACGAAACGUUUAUACUGGAAAAGUGAUAGAUGUUUUAAAUGACAGACAUGGAAUGUUGUGAAGAUGGGAAAGUAAUUUUUAUAGCAGUGGUAUGGAAACAUAAAUAUCUACAUAUUCUGUGUUAUUAACGUUAAUUAUUAUUUUUUCUCAAGAGGCAUUUUAAAGGCUGCAUUUUACCUUGUGUGGCACACAAGCACCCAAAGAUAUUAAUUUAACCUCUAAGGUAACUAACAGUUCUCUGUCAUUUCUCAAAAAAAUGCCAUAGGUGAAGCUCACAGUUAAUAGGGAAGUCAGAGGGUUUACCCUUGGCUCUUGGGUAUAUCAGGUACAGUGCAGUCGCACUUUAUGUGAACUUGAAAUAUUGCAAUAUAAAAAUAUUUAAAAAAUCUCACUUUUUGUGUAAAGUUUGAAGUAAUGCAAAUCCUUAAAAAUUACAUCUAUUCAUAUGAAAAAAUUUGUGUUGAAUUACAGGUUUCUUCAGGAGAGCAUC
Cryptotermes secundus is the source of this 16011-nucleotide messenger RNA. Its product is annotated as microtubule-associated protein futsch. Bases 1 to 15153 code for a protein of 5050 amino acids. Lineage: Eukaryota; Metazoa; Arthropoda; Insecta; Blattodea; Kalotermitidae. Gene Ontology annotation, biological process: regulation of DNA-templated transcription. The transcript has 18 exons. Gene Ontology annotation, cellular component: RSF complex. The record is from RefSeq and is a predicted model, not a curated record.